UAGAUUUGUGGCUUAUUAUAGCACGGGCACAUCUCAUGCGACAAAAGUUUAAAUCCGGGAUAUAGCGGAAAUCUACAUCGGCGGCUCUCUAGGUCUUGGUUAUAAUAGCUGCAGUUCGCUAUCGCCGUACUUCAUCUUAACUAGAACUUGUCAUAGAUUUCUAGAGUUAAGGUUCUACUAUCUUUUGAGCAUAAUGGCAACUCCUCGUGUCUUUCUCGUCCGUCACGGUGAGACGGAGUGGUCGCUAAACGGAAGGCACACAGGUGUGUCUGAUAUUCCUCUUACAGCUAAUGGCGAAAAACGUGUGAAAGCGACGGGUCGAGCAUUGAUAGGAGAUGACCGGCUAAUUGUGCCGAAGAAACUUGCACAUAUAUACGUAUCACCAAGAAAGCGAGCCCAGCACACAUUCGAGUUAUUAAACUUUGGCAUCUCAGAUCCCUUGCCGUGGAAGGUUCACGGUGAGAAGCUUCCCGACGCUAGUCAUAGCUGCGGAGCACGGGUUGAGGUCACCCAAGAUAUCCGCGAGUGGGAUUAUGGGGACUACGAGGGUAUAACAACCCCCGAGAUCCGCGAGAUUCGUGCCAAGCAGGGCCUCGGUCCGAAAUGGGACAUUUGGAGAGAUGGGUGUGUCGGCGGAGAGAGUCCCGAUGAUGUCACACAGCGCGUAGAUCAUCUGAUCGAUGAGAUUCGGGAGAAGUGGCACGGCCCUGUAAUCGGGAAGUCCAAGUCAGAAAACUUGCCACCAAGCGAUGUCCUGCUCGUGGCGCACGGGCAUAUCCUCCGUGCUUUUGCUAUGAGAUGGGUCCAAAAGACGCUUCAAGACGGCCCAGCUUUCUUGUUAGAAGCUGGUGGUGUUGGGACAUUGAGCUACGAACACCAUAAUAUCGACGAGCCUGCUAUUUUGUUGGGUGGUGCGUUUGUUGUCAGUCCCUAGACGAACGAGAGGUUGUUUAUGCCUUUUAUGUUCCUUUGAAUGAGAUGAUGCCCCAUUAUAGAAUACAAUCUAGAUCUUUCAACUUGACUUGAUUAUAUAUAAUUAACGGCGCCAAUAUUACUGUCGAUA
Messenger RNA from Annulohypoxylon maeteangense, 1063 nucleotides. Its product is annotated as phosphoglycerate mutase-like protein. Gene Ontology annotation, biological process: ribose phosphate biosynthetic process. The transcript has 4 exons. Lineage: Eukaryota; Fungi; Ascomycota; Sordariomycetes; Xylariales; Hypoxylaceae. Gene Ontology annotation, molecular function: sedoheptulose-bisphosphatase activity. The coding region runs from base 194 to 934 and encodes 246 amino acids. The record is from RefSeq and is a predicted model, not a curated record.